UAUUUUAUUAAAAUGAAUGUGUUACACAUAUUUAUACAACAGAGGAGGAGACUAGGGUUUAAGAUAUUUACACAUAGAUCCCUAAACUUAUAUUUACAUAUUUGUAUAUCCUAUACAAGAUUACCAAUUCUUCUGUAUUAAUCUCUUGUUUUUCUGCUAAGAACGAUAAAUGUCUCUGCUUCUCAACCAGCCAUCGCAGCUCUGCCUUCGUAAACCGGUGUUGGUAAGAGCCUCUCCCCAUGUUUCUAAUGGCUCCUCAUCUUCCUUGCUGCAAAUUUCUCCUUGCGUCAUGCUCGUCGCUAAACUUGGAGCGUGUCACGGAAAACGAAAAUAUCUCUAUCAUACCAGUGAAAAAAGUAGUUAUGAUCAUUUGGCAAAAAAGGCGCCUCUUGAGUUGGUGUAUUGGCCUACUAUCCCAUGGCAGAAAUUGUACCCUAAAGAAGAAAGUGAAAACCAAGGCGAUGUUACUGAUGCAAUGGUAACUAUAGGUUUAUCUCAUGGCUGGGUAGCUUCUUUGAAGAACGGAACUGUGCGUCUCCAAGACGAUAUAAACCCGGCUGCAUCGGAUUCAGAUCCAAAACGUAUCUCGUUGCCUCCUCUUGUAACUCUGCGUCAUUGCCAAACCCAAAUCGUCACCAACGUGGCAAUGUCCACACCUUCUCCAGACGAAGAGGAUUGUGUUGUGGCUGCUAAGUUCUUGGGACCUCAGCUCAGCUUUUGCAGACCGGGUCAAAGGAACUCCGAAUGGAUCAACGUCAGAAUCGAAAACCCCUGUUUCUUCUCCUCCCGAGUCAUGUUUUCAAAGAAACAUGACAUGUUUCGCAUACCCGGAUCUGGAGGCCACCUCAUUGCAUCAUGGGAUCUCGACAAACACAAGCACACACCCAAGAUUCAGAAGUUGCGAUAUCAAGGCUUUCCCGAGCUGACCAAGACCAAACGGGAGCUUUUGAAUUCAUGCACCACGAGCGAACACUUGGUGGAGUCACAAUCCACGGGUGAAACAUUCUUGCUUAAGUGGUACCAGAAGACCUUCGAGGUCAUUGACGGUAUUUUCAGAAUGAAAACAGAAUAUUUAUUGGUGUUCAAGCUUGAUGAAGAAGGAAAUGCGGUUUACACUAAUGACAUCGGAGAUCUCUGCAUUAUCCUCUCAAAGUCUGAACCUUUCUGUGUCCCUGCUAGCUCAUUUCCCGGAUUGCUCCCCAACAAAGUCCUUCUCUUUCAUUUCGUCGAGGUCGGACUUCGGAGUAGUCGAUCUGGCUGAAUGCCACUGCGAGUGCAAGGGUGGUUCUGGUUCAUCUAGAUUCGGAUUCUAUGAUGUCUUCUAUUUUUAUAUAUUUAAACUUUCAACCAUUUACUCUGGAUCGGUAUUAUUUCCCUAGCUUGCAA
Camelina sativa (false flax) is the source of this 1386-nucleotide messenger RNA. RefSeq lists its product as uncharacterized. Lineage: Eukaryota; Viridiplantae; Streptophyta; Magnoliopsida; Brassicales; Brassicaceae. The record is from RefSeq and is a predicted model, not a curated record.